Molecule: messenger RNA, 4073 nt
Organism: Ahaetulla prasina
Lineage: Eukaryota; Metazoa; Chordata; Lepidosauria; Squamata; Colubridae
Gene: TMEM181
Product: transmembrane protein 181
Exons: 17
Coding region: 47-1612 (521 amino acids)
Molecular function (GO): toxic substance binding
Source: RefSeq, a predicted model, not a curated record
CGUCAAGGGGCUGGAGCAGGAGAGCUUUCUAAUAUCAGGGUGCGGAAUGGAGGCCGAUUAUCCCGCUUUUGAAAACCCGCUCUGCGGCGAGCUCAAGCAUAUUUACCAAAGGAUCAAAGAGACCUAUAAGGAGAUUAAAGAAGAUCUCACCCCUUACAAGGAUGAUCGUUACUACAGACUCGCUCCAAUGCGAUUGUAUACUCUGUCCAAGCGCCAUUUUGUUUUGGUUUUUGUAGUAUUCUUCAUUUGUUUUGGCUUGACAGUCUUAAUAGGCAUUGCAGGUCCCAGAGUCAUAGAAUGCAUAUCAGAAAUACCUCCGAUAAAUAAUGGUUCAAAGACAAAGUCGUUUCCCUUAAGUUCGCCACCAGUAUCUACUUAUAAUCAGCAACUAUGGCUUACCUGUACCGUGCACUUGGAGCAACCUACUGAUAACAAGUUGGAUAGCUUGAAAAUUAGCUUUAUUAUGUCAGUUACAAUACGUGGUGUACUAAAGAAUGGAAGUGUUCGGUACUAUAACAGAGAAACUCACAACCGGACAAGGAUAUUCAACUGUGCUAAGGAUUGUGAUGAAAUUAUUGUGGUUCAUCUUGGUUAUUUGAACUUCACUCGUUACAAUAUCGUUGUUACCUUUGAUAAGUUUCCUGAGAUCUACCAUCUUAAGAGUUAUAACUUCACAUGGAAAACUUAUAACCCAGCCUUCUCCCAAGUGGAAAUCUGGUUCCGAUUUGUCUUUGUAGUUUUUACUUUCAUAGUCACAUGUCUCUUUGCUCACUCCCUGCGCAAGUUCUCCAUGCGAGAUUGGGGAAUAGAGCAGAAGUGGAUGUCAAUCCUCCUCCCCCUGCUAUUACUUUAUAAUGACCCAUUUUUCCCUCUCUCAUUCCUAAUCAACAGCUGGUUUCCUGGAAUGCUAGAUGACCUCUUUCAGUCUUUGUUCUUGUGUGCAUUGCUGCUGUUCUGGCUUUGCGUCUACCAUGGGAUCAGAGUACAGGGAGAAAGGAAAUGUAUGACCUUUUAUUUUCCCAAAUUCCUUAUUGUUGGUCUCCUGUGGCUGGCUUCUGUUACACUAGGCAUAUGGCAAACGGUCAAUGAACUACAUGAUCCAACAUACCAAUAUGAGAUUGACACAAGUAACUUUCAGGGGAUGAAAAUCUUCUUCCUUGUGGUGGCAACAGUAUAUAUUUUGUACCUUUUAUUUCUAAUAAUCCGGGCGUGCUCAGAGCUUCGGAAUAUGCCCUAUGUUGAUCUCAGGUUGAAAUUCUUGACUGCGCUGACAUUGGUAGUACUUAUUAUUAGCAUCGCUAUAUUUUAUUUGCGUUUUGGAGCCCAGGUUCUUCAGGACAAUUUUGUGGCUGAGCUUUCAACCCAUUAUCAUAAUUCUGCAGAAUUCUUAUCCUUCUAUGGAUUAUUAAAUUUCUACCUAUACACAUUAGCCUUUGUGUAUUCGCCAUCAAAAAAUGCCCUGUAUGAAUCUCAGUUGAAAGACAACCCUGCCUUUUCCAUGUUGAACGAUUCAGAUGACGAUGUUAUCUAUGGGAGUGACUAUGAAGAAAUGCCACUUCAGAACGGUCAGGCUAUCAGAGCCAAGUUCAAAGAAGAAUCGGACAGUGAUUAAAUUUGCACAAGAGCAGCCAAGAAUAUGGAACCAGAGUAAUGUUAUCUUUCCUGUAGUCAAGUGAACCUUGCUUUUGGUGGAAGUAUGUCCUUUAUUCCAGUCAUUUUCUGUUUACAAAACUAAAAUGGAUGGGAGCGAGAAAUGAAUGUUUAGUAACAUUUAAAGAAACUUGUGGUUUACCCAUCCCUUCUCGUAAAAGUCAGUAGCAACAGGAUGCAUUCAUGGAAAAGAAUGCUGUGGAAUUAGAUUAUUAAAUCAAUACAUUUUGGGGGUCUUAUCUUAUUAUGGAUUAACAACUGAAUUCCUAAUUGCUUCAUUACUAAUAUAAGAGAAUAUUUGCAGCUCAGGGUUGAACUGUGGAGCCUUUGGUGCUCUCUGAGCUUGGUUGUUUCCUUGCAAACAUUUCAUUACCCAAUUAGAUAACAUGCUUAGUGCUAAAAUGGAGUAGAAUUUAUUCUGUUUAAAUAUGGUGGCUUGCCCUGUCAGUGUUGGUAGGAGUAUUGUUUUCUUCUUGAUUGUUCCUUGAUUAGGCUGUGGUUUUCUGUUUGAUUAUUCUGCUUCAUUACUAUUUAUGACUGUGCUUCAUUACUAUUUAAAUGGCAGCAAUACUCUGCAUUUUAAAAAUGCCAAAGUAAUUUAUCUUGAAGUUGCAUAUUGUAGCAUCAGGACACUUCUCCAGAUUCCAAAGUUAGGUGGAAAUUGGGCUGGUCGUCUUGGCUCUGAAGAAAAGAACAGAAUAUUACCACAGGCAUGCAGUAAUGACAUACUCCGGAAAUCCCAAUAAUUCAAUACAUAGCUGGUGUCUUGAAUUCAUAAAACUGAAAUUUCUUCCUGUUGUUUUUUACUGUGGACGAUUGAUUACCACAGCAGCUCGUUCCUUCUGAGAUACCAGUGUAGCUGUGUUGGUUUAGAAGGCAGGACAAAUUGAGAAGGAAUUAUUUGUAAGCUGACUUAUCUUAAAAUAAUGCUAACAUUUAAAUGCAUGGCAAUUUUGAAUUAAAAGCAAAGCCUUCUGCUGAUGCGAGGCUUUUUUUAAGGGAGCAUAUAUCACAUAUGCUUCCAUCAGAAAAACAUUCUGAAUAUUUUAAUAAAUUGAACAUUAUUAAGUACAUUAUUAAGUACUGUAGUUUAGAAAUACACAGUAAAUGUUAAAUAUGAUGGCUGAAAUGAGGACUUGCUCAUUUUAUAACCUGGUAGGAUCCAAAUUGGUGGUUGAUUCAUUUUUAUUGGAUGAGCACUUCAUUGGAAGUUAGAACUUUCAGAUUUUUUUUUAUAAGAGUUGGAAGGGACCUUGGAGAUCUUCUAGUCCAACCCCCUGCCCAGGCAGGAAACCCUACACCAUUUCAGACAAAUGGUUAUCCAACAUUUUCUUAAAAAUUUCCAGUGUUGGAGCAUUCACAACUUCUGCAGGCAAAUUGUUCCACUGAUUGUUUUAACUGUCAGGAAAUUUCUCCUUAGUUCUAAGUUGCAUCUCUCCUUGAUUAGUUUCCACCCAUUGCUUCUUGUUCUACCCUCAGGUGGUUUGGAGAAUACUUUGACUCCCUCUUCUUUGUGGCAACAAAAAUGAAGUGCGGGUUGCAGGUCAAAUAUUCCGUAUGUAUAAUUUUGUGAUCAGCUCAGUUCUGUACUGUGUACUACUUACUGUAAACCAUGUCUUUGGUAUAUGUGAAGUCUAGUUUUUCUUUAUGGUAAUAUUUUAAGUGUGCCAAGCUUAUAGUGUAUAAAAUGAUAAGACGGAAUACCUUCCUCUAAUUUUUUGUAUUGCUGACUCAUGAAAAGUUGUUGACUUUUUAAAAGUAUAUAUUGUUUUGUUAUUUCAAGUUGCUUUUCUAAGGCUUCCAUUCAAUUUGUGCAAAAGGAUAAAAGAAAAAUCUGUGGAAGUUUCCCUGAUCUGAGCACAUUUGAAGUUGGUGACAGGGAAAGCUACAAAUAGACUCUUCCAGAGAUGUCUUGCUGACAAAUGGCAUUAGAUUCAACACUAAGGUGUCCAAGUUUAAGUUAUUUUAUCCUGAAUUCAUUUGUUUCUGUAGAAUUGUGUAUUCAAUUAAAAGGUUCUAAAAUUCAUUUGACCUUGGGAAUUUCAGGUGGCUUUUGUUUUUGACCUGGUAGUGUUAGCUGUAAGCUGAAUAUCACUGAAGUUGCCUGCAUCAGUUCAACCAACUGAAAAUGCUAUUUUAGCAUUUUGAAAAUGCUAACAUAAUGCUAUUUUCAAAACGCUUUGAUCCUUUUUCCUAUUUGCAAAAUGUUUGUCUGACCUUUCGAUAUUUUUAGGAUACAACUAGAAUUUAUCCUGGAUUUAUUACUUUAAGGAGGCAUUGUCAGCAAGAAAAUCAAGCACUUUCUUAAAUCUCUCCCACUUAAACAAUGAUUAGUAUUGUUUUAUAUCAUACAUUUCCUUUCUAUGUUGAGCAGUGUGCACUCUAGGUGUCCAAUGUAUUGAUAUAAAACAAUAAAAAAUAUU